This is a messenger RNA of Cucurbitaria berberidis CBS 394.84, 1250 nucleotides long. RefSeq lists its product as uncharacterized. The record is from RefSeq and is a predicted model, not a curated record. Gene Ontology annotation, cellular component: EMC complex. The transcript is spliced from 2 exons. NCBI's taxonomy places the organism in Eukaryota, Fungi, Ascomycota, Dothideomycetes, Pleosporales, Cucurbitariaceae. Bases 435 to 989 code for a protein of 184 amino acids. Gene Ontology annotation, biological process: protein folding in endoplasmic reticulum.
GUGGCAGCUGAGCUGUGGCUCGAUGCAUGUGCCUGCGUAGCACCACCAAGAUAACGUCCCCUCCCAACUUGUUAGCGCCCCUCCCUGCCGUUUAGGGGCAACCUGUGCGGGGUUCAAUUGGCGGGUGGCUCGUCGGCAGGCUCUAUGUGGUGCCGCGCAUAGCGAAGGAAGACGGAGAGGUGGACAAGGCGACGGAUGGGGUAUUCGAGUGCAGUGAUGGCGCAUUGGAGCUUCUGGGGAAGUCUAACGGAGGUCGCGGGAGAGGGAACGUGCAUCCGCCAAGGAAAGUGGGCCUGAGCAGCAGCACGUCGACGAUAACUCGACCCAACACCACGACCUACUGCUGUGUAUAGCAUCGCCAGCAUCACAGCAUACCAGCCGUCAUUCUCCCAGACCAGAACGCACUACUGCCCAUCGAUAGGCGUGCCUGCAAAAUGUCGAAACUUCCCCCGCCGCCCCCGCAAUGGGUGCUCGACCUCAACUCGACGCCCUCCUCGAAGCCCAAGAAUGCGUCUCUCGCCGAUCCACCAGGCUACACCGCGUCCCUAACGCGAAAGGACCGGGCACAGUCGUCCAAGACAGCGCGGAAGGCGCCAUCAGCCGAGGACAUGGACACGCUGAAGAUGAAGAAGGCCUGGGAAGUCGCCAUUGCGCCCGCUAAGCAGCUGCCCAUGAACGCUUUUGGAAUGUACAUGACGGGCAACACGCUCCAGAUCUUCUCCAUCUUCAUGGUAUUCACACUCUUCAAAACGCCCGUCAUGGCCGUCAUCGGCCUGCAACGCACAUUCGCUCCCUUCGAGACGCCAGGGACAUCAAGCCGCCUACUUGGCGUCAAGAUUGUAUACAUUCUGUGCAACCUGCUCAUGUUGGCUUUGGGAAUCUGGAAGGUGAACGGGAUGGGACUACUACCGACAACGAGGUCAGACUGGCUGGCGUGGGAGAGCGAGAGGACGUGGUCAGAAAGAGCGGUGCCGCAAGAGUGGUUAUAGAUGAUUAUGAUUGUUGUGGAGAGAAGUAAAGAGCGAGAUGUCGCACAGCUAUACCCGCCAAAGCUGGAAAUGAAGCUUUCUGGCCUACCCCUGGCAUCUCCUCUCGUGGCACCUCAUCUUCUCUCGUGUUUCCUCCCAUAUGUCCUCCCUCAAUGCCCCCACCUUAUAUACCCCAAAAGAGCGAAGGAUAACGCAUGUUCCUUGAGUCGCUCCUUGUCUCGUCAUCUGCCAUCUCUACGCCGCUCAUUUCAGUGUCAUUCA